Molecule: messenger RNA, 798 nt
Organism: Effrenium voratum
Lineage: Eukaryota; Dinophyceae; Suessiales; Symbiodiniaceae
Source: the annotation of a GenBank genome assembly
GUGCGGAGCAGCAGUCAGGACCUUGCCAUGGCGCUGUGGCAGCGGGGGGACCAUGCCUGCCGCAGGCCCUGCGGGGCCAAAGAGGCAGACGACCCCAAGCUAUUGAAGGAGGCCCGGCACCGGCCGCUGGCCGUUGCGCAGGCGGAGGCGCCGGCCGCGGCGGCUGCAGCGGCGGCAGCACGAGGGCCUCAGCAGGUGACGCGGCAGGUGUGCGCCGAGCACGGAGUCAGCUACCUGCCGCUGGACAUGCCAGGGCUCCCCCCCAUGACCGCGGCCAGCGGGGCAGCAUGCCAAAAGCUUUGCGCACAGCACCCUGGCGCGGCAUACUACAGUUUCUUCAUUGCCAGCGGCAAUUGCCACUGCCAAGCCGCAGAGGUGGCCCUGCAGCAGAAAGGCUGGGGCUUCGAGAGCGGCAGCACGGGCUGCAACAAAGUUUCGCAGCACCCAGACACGGUGGCCAUCAUUAAAUACCUGGACCAGGGCUGCUAUGAGGCCGGGGUCUUCUACCCCGAGGUGAUACCUGGAGAGACUUCCUGGCAGGCGGACUCGCUGCAAUGCCAGCGGCGCUGCCAGGAACUUGGCCGGCCUUGCAGGGGCUUCUCCUUCUACAGCCUGGACCAAAGCUGCCAGCUAAUCCAGCCAGGGGCGACGAGGAGCUACAGCGUGGGUGUGACCUCGGGCCCGCCCAGCUGCGAGAAGCGCGAACACCUGGUGUGAGGGGUCCUUCCGGCGAUCAGCCUUUGGGAACCCGGUGCCAUCAAGCACCUGGACGACCUUCGCGAACAUUUGUUUGGCUUG